Gaeumannomyces tritici R3-111a-1 is the source of this 1877-nucleotide messenger RNA. RefSeq lists its product as hypothetical. The coding region runs from base 245 to 1603 and encodes 452 amino acids. Gene Ontology annotation, biological process: carbohydrate catabolic process; amino acid catabolic process. Lineage: Eukaryota; Fungi; Ascomycota; Sordariomycetes; Magnaporthales; Magnaporthaceae. The record is from RefSeq and is a predicted model, not a curated record. The transcript is spliced from 2 exons. Gene Ontology annotation, molecular function: magnesium ion binding; L-fuconate dehydratase activity.
CCCGAACCUUUGGCUUUAUUCGUACGUGGGGGAGCAUCACGCGCGCCGGAAAAACGUCGACCGAGAUGGGGGACGGGUUUGCGGCCGGCCGGGAUGCCUGUGACAUAACUGAGGGGACUUGACUUUGCAAAGCUAGACGACUUUCGUCCUUCUCUCCUUUCUCUUUUUUUUCUUUGUUUCUCUUGUAUUCGUCAACCUUUUUUUUUGUCCUCUUCUGUGACGCAUACACUCCUAGACAGUGAACAUGACUGAACGUGAAAUCACCAUCACGGGAUGGUCCACCAGGGACGUCCGGUUCCCGACCUCGCUGGACAAGACGGGGUCUGACGCCAUGAACGCGGCCGGCGACUACUCGUCGGCCUACUGCAUCCUCCAGACCGAUUCUGAGUUUUCUGGCCAUGGCAUGACCUUCACCAUCGGGCGCGGCAACGACAUCGUCUGCGCGGCCAUCGAGCACGUCGCGGACCGCAUAAGGGGCCGCACGCUCUCGUCGCUCGUGGCGGACUGGGGCGCGACUUGGCGGCACCUCGUCAACGACUCGCAGCUGCGCUGGAUCGGGCCCGAAAAGGGCGUGAUCCACCUGGCUCUGGGCGCCGUCGUCAACGCCGUCUGGGACCUGUGGGCCAAGACGCUCGGCAAGCCCGUGUGGCGCGUCGUGGCCGACAUGACGCCCGAGCAGCUCGUGCGCUGCAUCGACUUUCGCUACAUCACCGACGCCCUCACGCCCGAAGAGGCCGUCGCCAUGCUGCGCGAGGUCGAGCCGGGCAAGGCGGCCCGCGUGGCCGAGGCCGAGGCGAGCCGCGCCGUGCCGGCCUACACGACCUCGGCCGGCUGGCUCGGGUACGGCGAGGACAAGAUGCGGGCCUUGCUCGAGGAGACGCUGGCCAAGGGGUACAGGCACUUCAAGAUCAAGGUCGGCGGCAGCGUGGCCGACGACCGGCGGCGGCUGGCCAUGGCGCGCGACAUCGUCGGCUACGACCGCGGCAACGUGCUCAUGGUGGACGCGAACCAGGUGUGGUCGGUGCCCGAGGCCAUCGAGUACAUGGGCCAACUGGCCGAUUUCAAGCCCUGGUUCAUCGAGGAGCCCACGAGCCCGGACGACGUGCUGGGCCACAAGGCGGUCCGGGACGCGCUGAGGCCGCUGGGCGUGGGCGUGGCCACGGGCGAGAUGUGCCAGAACCGCGUCGUGUUCAAGCAGCUGCUGGCGUCGGGCGCCAUCGACGUGUGCCAGAUCGACGCGUGCCGGCUCGGCGGCGUCAACGAGGCGCUGGCGGUGCUGCUGAUGGCGCGCAAGUUUGGCGUGCCCGUCGUGCCGCACUCGGGCGGCGUCGGCCUGCCCGAGUACACGCAGCACCUGAGCACCAUAGACUACGUCGUCGUGACGGGCGUGCGGUCGGUGCUCGAGUACGUCGACCAUCUGCACGAGCACUUCCUGCACCCGGCCGUCAUCCGCGACGGGUACUACCAGACGCCCGCCGAGCCCGGGUACAGCGUCGAGAUGAGGCCCGAGAGUAUGGACCGCUACUCGUACCCGGGCGAGCCCGGCGUCAGCUGGUGGCGCUCUGACGAGGCCAAGCCGAUCCUCGAGGGGGAGAAGAUCUGAGAUAGAGGGAGAACUGCGGUUUCGUUUGGUUUUGUUUUUGCAUUUCUUGCAUGAGAGGCGUCAGUGCAUAAAGGGGUUCGGUCGCAGAUUGAUCGUUCCGCGGGGCAACGAUGGCAUCCCGUAUGUUUCUAGGGCAGAGGCAUCCAGGGCGGUAAAUACGGGGACAGAAAAUAGUUGGAGGAGCAGAUAUGAAAAAAUGAAAAACAAAUAAAGCGCUGGAAUAGUUUCAGUGGCUAUGCUAUACCAGUAACACCGAUGCUCAAGUCUAUCAAAG